GCGGGUGUUCACUCCCAGCCAGAGCCUAAAGCCAGUUGUGGGGAAACAAGCGGCCGCCACUCUGAGGAGAAAGCAGCAGGGGGAAGGAGUCACUUUCUUAAAAGAAAGCUGACCCAUCAGUCACUCACCGGCCCCCUCGGCCAUCAGCUUCCAGGAGCGACUUUCCGCCGAUUCACUUUAGGUGCAAGUUCCCGGGCAAUGGCGGCGUUGAUCAUUUUGCUGCUGAUGCUCACAGACUUUGGUGAAGCAAGCAUCAACAAACCUGUUGUUGUAACUGUGCAGGGUCCGAAUAUUAAAGAAAACCAAAAAAUUUCAAAAGUGGAUUUAAAGUAUUGUUGCAAAGAUAUAUCACAAGUAAGCACUGAUGAUCCAGACUUUGGUGUGAAGCCUGAUGGCUACUUGUUUGCAACUCGAGCUCUGCAUAUCAGUGAACAACGGAGUUUUAACAUUAAUCUACGAGAUUCACUGACGCUGGUGUGUUGCACAAUUCGGGUCCAUUUGUUGAUCCAGCCAAACUUGCAGCAUGAAUUAAAAGAACGUGUUCGAUCCAAGCGUGCAGUAAUACUGCGACGUCAGAAACGGAGGUGGAGACCUCUUCCAUUUUCUAUCACUGAGAAUGACGCUGGACCUUUCCCCAAGUAUGUUCAAACUAUAAGAUCAGAGUAUGAGCAGAACUAUACAUUGUUGUACAAAAUUACCGGACAAGGAGUCGAUCGUCCUCCAUUGGGUUUUUUCCGUAUUGAACCCGAGACGGGUAAAAUAUUUGUGUUACAGACCGUGGAUCGUGAAGAGUACCCGUCAUUUAGCCUGACUGGGACAGCAAGAACCAAGGAAGGAUUUGUUCCUGAAUAUCCGCUUGAUCUGACUGUCAAAGUAAAUGAUGUGAAUGAUAAUACCCCUACAUUUAAUGAAGAGACGUUCAUUGCAAAUGUAGCUGAAGGUUCACCAGUUGGCACAUCUUUCUUCAAGCUUAUAGCUACUGACCUUGAUGAGCCCAAUACAUUAAAUACUCUGCUUCGUUACAAGAUUAUGUCUCAGGAACCAGCCUCAAAGUUUGGCCAACUAUUCUCUGUUGAUGAGCGAACGGGCGAACUCAAAACAAAGACUGAUAAACUCGACCGAGAGGAGCAGGACACUUACACACUCACAGUCGAGGUGAGAGACAUGGAGGGAAAACCUUACGGAUUAUUUUCUACGGGAACUGUUGUUGUGCACGUUACUGAUGUGAAUGACCAUACUCCAACAUUUAGGACCAACAAAUAUAUGGUUUGGGCUAACGAGAGUGUAAGUGACGUGAUGAUCCUCCGAAUGCCAGUUGAUGACGAGGAUAUGAAGGACACCAAUGCAAGCAGAGCUGUGUUCACUAUCGUUAACGGGGACAGUGAUGGAAAUUUCAAAGUCAUAACUGAUCCCAAGACCAACGAGGGUCUCUUAUACAUUGUAAAGCCCUUAGAUUGUGAGAAAACACCAAAAAUCCCAUUGGAAAUUGCAGUGGAAAACGCGGUCCCUCUGACUGGAAGUUCUGCUUCGAGACAAACUGCUUCAGUAAUAGUCAAUGUUAUGAAUGUAGACGAAGGUCCGGAAUUUGAACCCGCUGUCAAACAAAUCUGGACAAAGGAGAAUGUGGAAAUUGGACACGUUUUGGGCUCUUAUGUAGCAAAGGAUCCUGAGACUCGAAGCAGUGAUGGCAUCAGGUACAGGAAACUAAAUGACCCUGCAGGUUGGGUUUCCAUUGAUUCACAAACUGGUGAGAUCAGAACUACUGCUGUGUUGGACAGAGAGUCUGAAUUUGUAAAAAAUAAUAAGUACAAUGUUACAGUGCUGGCCAUAGAAGACAGAGCUCCUUCAAGGACGGGAACUGGGACAGUGGUGAUCAACCUGGAUGAUGUGAAUGACCACUUUCCAGUGAUCCAUAACAAUCAGUUGUACAUUUGUGAGAACGGACAGCGUCAGUUUGUCAAUGUGUCGGCUGAGGAUUCUGAUAUUGCGCCUAAUUCUGCUCCAUUUACAUUUCUCCUGUCGGAUGAACCACCAGAAAUUAAAAGGAAAUGGACGAUCACCAACCAAAUGGGAACCUAUGCCUAUGUGAAGCCAGUAAAUAAGCUUCCACCUGGUUAUUAUGAAGUUCCUGUCACAGUUCAGGACCAGCAGCACCAAGGAAAAGAGCAAACCUUGAAGAUUACGAUCUGCGAAUGCCCCAACAAUGUAAAUUGUGCAGGAAGACUUGCUUCUGGAAGUGCUGUCCUUGGUGGAAUGGGAAUCCUUGUGAUGUUGUUGGCUGCACUGUUACUACUUUGUUUGCUCCUGGCUGCUGUCGCUUUAUAUUGCGGAGGUGGCAAAGUUCCACAACCUGUGACCCAUACAGGUCAAUAUCAACAAAAUCUCCUCGUCUCGAAUGAUGAGGGCGGUGGUCAGCAAGAUAAGAACCUUGAUGCACUGGACAUCACUCUGCCUCGGAAAAGUCAAUUUGCAACUGAAAGCGUCCCACCUCUUGGCAACCAAGAAACAGGAUUUGGACAACAGACCCAAAUCUACGUGGAUGGAGUGCAAGGACCACAUAUAGGGACAAUGGUUACUGAUGAAAUGGUGAAUAUAACCGGCGGAGGUAUUUACGAUGAAUCAGUGAGUAGACAUCACACACUGCAUCUCCAGAACGACAUGGUGCAUCAAGAUUUGACCACAAUGGACGGGUACAGACUGGACCGGAGAAACAGUCAUCAUCUGAUGGACCUCCUUCGUUCACGUGUUGACCAGGUAUAUGAAGAUGAGGAGCUGAGAGACCAAGCCAUUCAUGGUGACUUGGUACAUGAAUACCGAUAUGAAGGAGCUCCUUCAGUCAAUGGGUCUGUCGGCUGUUGCAGUGACGUGAGGGAGAACAUGGGACAAAACUACUUGAACGAUCUGGGACCCAAAUUUGGCACUUUGGCCAGCAUGUCUUUAAAAAGAUGAGGAGCAUAUAUUAGAGCUUCAAAGUUCACUCCACUGUUUGUGAAGUUGAGAGGUUUUUUUUCAAUUGGAAGGUUUCUGAGGCAAUUGUUAAGUUGUGUUCUUUAUAUCCAAUAACUGCAUGGAACAGAAAUCAGAAUUACUAAAGCGAAUAAACCUUUCAACACAUACCCCACCCCCAAUUUUGUUAUCGACUAAUGCAUUAAGAAGGUGAUUGUAUUUGGCUCGAAUGAAUAUUUCUCUCAAAAUCUUAUAUCAAACUGAAUUUAAAAAGUUCCUGUUAUUUCAUGUUAAGGGCAGGACAUGAAUGUGAGUUUGGGGGAAAAAAAACAAGAUUGUCUUGAUGACAUUUUCAAGUAGACCAUCGAACCACGGAGUGUAAACUUGUAUAGUUUACACUCCGAGCUAUCACAGCAUCUGGAAUUACAGGCUGGGCUGUUUCUUUUCAAAGCCUGUAGUUUAAUGCCUCCUGGGUUCCAUUUGGUUUCAUAGUUGUUGACCGGUACAGCCAGGGGCUGCAGUGCCUUUUGGGAAACUUGUGCAGCGUGAGAUGACGCUUUUUUUGUUGUUGGGGUGGGUGGGUGGAGGUGUGCAGUGUAGGGGAUGGUUGGAGUUUGUAGGGAAUUUCAUGCUGCUUCCUGUACUGUAACGUUGGCCUGCUCUGUCUUUAUUUCUUGAUGUGCACCUUCAUGGCAAAGGUGGUACUGAAACUCACCAGUUGGACGUCCCAGUAACCUGCACUGGCAAGACUCCGACUAACCAGUGUCUCCAUCGCUGGUAAAAUGCAAGUGCUGCUCAUUGUUGGAGUUGUCUGUCACUACUUCUAAAAUAUAAAUCAAAAUGUUCGUGUCCAGAUUUUGUUUUUAUAUUCACUCGUGGGAUGUGGGCAUCGCUGGCUGGGCCUGCAUUUCCUGCUCAUUGCUAGUUGCCCCUUGAGAAGGUGGGGGUGAGCUGCCUUCUUGAACUGCUGCAGUCCAUGUGCUGUAAAUAGACCCAGCUGAACGUUGAUUUCCCUCCUCCCUUGUGGCUGUCCUUCAUUUCCUGUUGUUUCAAACAUUCAUUUAAAACCAAAACAUCAUUUUUUUUUGACCAGGCUUUUCAUCAUCUUGUCUGACAUCUCCUUAUGUGGGGCAGAGUUGAAUGUGUGGUAUUGGAAAAGCACAGCAUCCAAGGAGCAGGAGAAAUUAUGUUUCGGGCAUAAACCCUUCAUCAGGAAUGAAGGGGCCAUGCCAAACUUGUAUGUUUCUUUUCUAGCACCUUGGAAUAUUUUAUGACAUUGAGGGUGCUGUACAAGAGCAAUAACAUGCAGCUACCAACAGAGCACCUUCCAAAUAAAUAAAAUGAGUCCUUUGAACAUUAUAGAGUGCACUCCUUCCCUGUAUCUGAGCUGUCUUGUGUAGAAAUUGCUGUAAUGACGAAGGUUAUAAGACUACCUUGACUCUGGAGAAGGGUGGGGAAUGUCAUCUGUCUUUCUAAAGGGAAAUCUUACCUUGGGUUUUCCUUCAUUUCGCAAUGCGGAUUAGAAGCUCUUGGUAAGUUUCAAUGGGCUCUCGCACUCCAGUAAGGAUGAGGAAGUGGGCAGUGGCUGACUUUCAGUCUUUGGCAUAAUGCUCCCUGCAAACAUGUCUGUUAAGUUAUUGAUGUCUUGUGGAUCUGCUCUAUAGCUAUAAAUACUAACUGCGGUGGGUGCAGAAUUGGAAAGUCUACCCAUAUGUUUAAUUUACUUUCAUGCUUCAAAUGUGUUCUUUUUUGUAACCUUCAGUCGUCAAGAAUAUGGUAGUUCUGGUGUAAAUAUCCACAAGUAAUUUUAUGUGCUGUACAAUACCUGAACAAGGCAUUAUGCACAGUGUACUAUCACCUAUUGUAGAGCUAUGAUUUUCACUGAUACUCAAUGAACUUCGCUUCUGUGGACGACUAUGUGCCUUCAUAUGAUGUGCUGCGGAAGAUCUGAGAUAAAAGCCGACAGUGCUAGAGGUAUUCGUUUGAUGUAGCAAUAUCCGUGGAGAGCAAAACAGCUGAUGUUUUGAGUCGGAAAUGAAAUUUCUCCAGUUCCCUACUGUUCUUUAUUUUUGGACGUUUUUGAUAUUUUUAAUUUUCUUGAACAAUGGAAUUGAAAAUGACUGAUCCCAACGCUGUGCCAGUUUGAAAUUUGUUUAUUGUGUAAUGAUGUAUCGAUGUCUGACUUUUGUAUAUUUGUCAAAGUAUAUUUGUAAAAUAAAACCUGUAAAUAAAAAGGAAUAAGACUGUGUUUCUUGGA
This is a messenger RNA of Chiloscyllium plagiosum (whitespotted bambooshark), 5203 nucleotides long. Its product is annotated as desmocollin-3-like. Gene Ontology annotation, cellular component: postsynaptic specialization membrane; presynaptic active zone membrane; catenin complex. Lineage: Eukaryota; Metazoa; Chordata; Chondrichthyes; Orectolobiformes; Hemiscylliidae. Gene Ontology annotation, biological process: adherens junction organization; cell morphogenesis; cell migration. The record is from RefSeq and is a predicted model, not a curated record. Gene Ontology annotation, molecular function: beta-catenin binding; calcium ion binding; cadherin binding.